AUGUCCCGAUACUACCGGGACAGCGAGUCGGACGAUGAUCGAUACAAGCGGACCACGGUCACCAGGUACAAGGUCGGCCCCGACAGGCACGGCGAGCGCUUCGAACGAACUGAACGCAUCCAAGUCGACGACGACCGCCGCUCCAAGUUUUCCGCGCGCACCUCGGGCGACCUUCUCGAUGCCCGUGCGCCCCUCUCGCCCGAUCGCCCGCGCUCAGCCUUUGAACCUUACAACGGCGACCGCUCGCGCACCGUCUACUACGAAAGAGAUGUCGAGCGCGACAAUCACCACCGAGACCCGGACCGAUCCCGCAUCACCGUCUUCGAGAGCAAAGAGGCCGACAGAGACUGGGACCGGCGCUCGCAUCGUGGCCACAACGAAGACGAGCUCAAGAUUGAGAAGCGUGUAGAGGAGCGCUUCGACGACACCCACGGCCAUGACGUCGAACGCUACCGCAAGGAAACCGAAUAUUACGUGCCCCAGUCGCCUCCGCCCCCUCCCGUCAUCAUCCGUCAGCAGUCGACGGAGCCUCAAAAGAUCAUCGUCCAGGACCCGCCGCCCGCUCCCAUAGUUGUGCCCCGCCAGCAAAACCCUGGUGUCGUGGUCUUGCGAGAUCGGGAGGAACGAGAAAUGGUCCGCAAGGACCGCGACUCCUAUGAGGACGACUACUACUACCGCCAUGAGCGUCGCGAUGUCGGGCCCUACCGGGGCGACUACUACCGCAAUGACCGGGAGAGAGACUAUGCCAUGGCUCGGUAUGGCCGCCGAAGGAGAGACGACGGCUACGACAGCGACGACGAUGAAUUCUACUACCGUCGCACCGUGCGCCGAGACCGUAGCGAAAGCCCCCACCACAAGCGACAUCUCGCUGAAGGCGCCCUCGCCGGCGCCGGCAUCUCCGCCCUUCUCACCAGUCGCCGCGAUGAAUACGGCGACUUGCCCGAUAAUCGCGGCCGCAAGGUCCUGGCCGGCGCUGCCUUGGGCGCCCUGGGAACCGAAGUGGCCCGUCGCGCCCACAGCGCCUAUGAAGAUAGAUUCGGUGACCGCCCCGAGUCCCCCGACCAUCACCAUCUUCUGAAAAAGGGGCUGGGCGUCGCUGCCGUGGCUCUGGCCGCCGCCGGAGCUGCCAAGUACUACCAAGCCAGCAAGGUCGACAAGGAAGAGGCUCAUCGUGGUCGAAGCCGCACUCGCGGGGGAUACUACUCUGCCGACGAUUAUUCCCGUUCCGUGUCCCGCGCAUCCCGCCGCAGCAAGAGCCGACGGCGUAGCAUAUCUACGGCCGCCAAGGCCGCGAUAGGAACCGCCGCCACCGCCGGGAUCAUCAAGCACUUCCGCGACAAGUCCAAGUCCAAGUCCAGAUCCCGCCACGGCAGUCGCUCCAGAAGCAAGUCUCGGCUUCGGCGGGUCGCUGAAAUUGGGGGGGUUGCCGCUGCCGCCGGCGUGGCCAGCAAGCUUUGGGCCAACCACAAGGAAAACAAGGAACACGCUCGCAACUCGAGUGCAAGCAGCGACGAUGAGUACUACCGCCGCCGAGACUCGAGAAGCAGACACAGGAGCCUCAGCGGUAGCAGGCACCGGAGCAGGUCGAGGUCGAUGGCACGAUCCCCCUAUUCGCAGCCUGGUGCUGAUCCUGAGCUAGGCCUAGUUGAGUACGGCAACGACCCUUUAUAUCCCGAGUCCCGGGACGAACUGGCCCGACGACGUGGUGAGUCGGACGCUGAGGACGGACGCGGCGAGCGACGCAGACGCAGAAGGCGCGACCGCUCCGUCUCGGCCUUUGGAUCGGAUGACGAGCACGAGAGGAAACGGAGCAGAAGCAGAGUAAGGGAUGCCGCUGCUGCAGGGGCUGCCGCCGGCGCUGCCGCCAUGGGCAUCAAAGAAUUCAAGGACAGAAAAGACAGAAAGGAACAAGACAAGCGGCACAGAAGGUCCAGGGAAAGGGAGGACCACGGAAGACCACGUGACGAAGAUCAGCGAAGAGACUACUUCGACGACCGUGCACGUCCACGCUCACCUCCAACAGCAUCAGGCGGCGCAUACUAUCCGCCGUAUCCUCCAACCCCCGGCGAUCCGCCAAUGGCGAGCAACGGCAACCACGCUCCAUAUCCCGAUCAUAUCGGCGGGGCUCCUCCGCAAAGAGAGUACCAGCCGUACGUGCCGCAAGACUAUACAGGUUACGCCCCUCCACCUCCACCCCCUCCGGCGGGUCCACCGCCGCCUCCGGAGCCUGGCUUCCGGGGUGCCGGGCAUCCGCCGGGGCCGGCUCCUCCGCCCGCAGGCCCGCCACCGACUGGUGGAAGAUAUCCGCCAGACCAUAUGGUGUAA
This is a messenger RNA of Metarhizium album ARSEF 1941, 2325 nucleotides long. RefSeq lists its product as uncharacterized. NCBI's taxonomy places the organism in Eukaryota, Fungi, Ascomycota, Sordariomycetes, Hypocreales, Clavicipitaceae. The record is from RefSeq and is a predicted model, not a curated record. The coding region runs from base 1 to 2325 and encodes 774 amino acids. The transcript is spliced from 3 exons.